Messenger RNA from Daldinia decipiens, 330 nucleotides. RefSeq names its product cytosolic large ribosomal subunit protein L30. Lineage: Eukaryota; Fungi; Ascomycota; Sordariomycetes; Xylariales; Hypoxylaceae. The record is from RefSeq and is a predicted model, not a curated record. The coding region runs from base 1 to 330 and encodes 109 amino acids. The transcript is spliced from 3 exons. Gene Ontology annotation, cellular component: cytosolic large ribosomal subunit. Gene Ontology annotation, molecular function: structural constituent of ribosome; RNA binding.
AUGCCACCAAAGAAGAACAAGAAGGAUGCGAACAGCAUCAACUCGCGUCUUGCGCUGGUCAUGAAGUCCGGAAAGGUCACUCUUGGCUACAAGUCUACCCUGAAGAGUCUGCGAUCCGGCAAGGCUAAGCUAGUCAUCAUCUCUGGAAACACUCCUCCUCUACGCAAGUCCGAGCUGGAAUACUACUCCAUGUUGUCCAAGGCCCCCGUUCACCACUUCUCCGGCACCAACAUUGAGCUGGGUACUGCCUGCGGUAAACUGUUCCGUUGCUCCACCAUGGCCAUCAUUGAUGCUGGUGACUCCGAUAUCCUCAGCGACCAACAGGCUUAG